AUCUGAGUUCCCCAUCUCAGCCACUUGAUCGCUCUCUCUGCAGAGACGUUUGCUCAGCUAAAUAGAGCAAGCUGGUUUAAUGCGGAGGAAAGCUUUCACAGUUGCUAGGCUUGCCUGCAAGAGGCGGAAGAAUGGCUCGGUCUGCGGCGUUUAAAAGGGAGAAUCAAGCACCCAUUUUCCGCGAAGGGGUUCUGGAAAUCUGCGUUGGAAUUUGACUGUGUCCGUGUUGGUUGUCUGGGAUUUUUAUAAAGGGCAUCGGUGGAUUCGAAAGGCAUUACCGAAUACAAACCUAUGGUUUUCGUGAGGCACAGAACGGGCGCGAGAGGGGAGAUGGGCUGUACGGAGUUGUGCGCUAUGAAAACCAGCACACCUUGUAUUGAAAAAAAUUAGCUAAAAUCUGAUGGAGCAAAACAAAAUCGAAAUAUGGGAAAAUAUGAGAAGUGAGAAGACUCAAUCCCCCUGACCCUUGGUAUUGUGAGCAGGGCUGAUGUUCCUUUCGCAAGGUGUUUGAACCUGACUUACAAUGGAAAAAUUGCUUGUCUGUUUGUUGGUUAUUGGAAUGGCAGUUAAGGCCCAGAUCUGUCCAAAGCGUUGCGUAUGUCAAAUAUUGUCUCCCAAUCUUGCAACUCUCUGUGCCAAAAAAGGGCUGCUCUUUGUCCCCCCAAACAUUGACCGGCACACCGUCGAGCUGCGGCUGGCUGAUAACUUCGUCACAAGCGUAAAACGGAAAGACUUUGCCAACAUGACCAGACUGGUGGACCUUACCUUGUCCAGGAAUACAAUAAGCUACAUCACACCCCAUGCUUUUGCAGACCUCGAGAACUUGCGUGCCUUGCACCUCAACAGUAACCGGUUGACACGGAUAUCAAACGACACCUUCAGUGGCAUGUCCAAGCUGCAUCACCUGAUUCUGAACAACAACCAGCUCAUGCAUAUCCACCAGGGUGCUUUCAACGACCUUUUGGCUUUAGAGGAGCUGGAUUUAUCUUACAACAACCUGGAGACCAUCCCCUGGGAGGCUAUUCAGAGGAUGGUCAGCUUGCACACCCUCAGCCUGGAUCAUAACAUGAUCGACUACAUCCCCGAGGGCACCUUCUCCCACUUGCAGAAACUCAACCGCCUGGACGUUACAUCUAACAAACUCCAAAAGCUCCCUCCGGACCCCCUAUUCCAGCGUGCUCAGGUUCUGGCCACCUCUGGGAUCCUGAACCCGUCCUCUUUCGCUUUGAGCUUCGGCGGGAACCCGCUGCACUGCAACUGCGAGCUGCUAUGGCUGAGGCGGCUGAGCCGCGAGGACGACCUGGAGACCUGCGCCACGCCCGCCCACCUCUCCGGGCGCUACUUCUGGUCCAUCCCCGAGGAGGAGUUCCUGUGCGAACCGCCCCUCAUCACCCGCUACUCCCACGAGAUGCGGGUGCUGGAGGGCCAGCGGGUCACCCUGAGGUGCAAGGCCAGGGGGGACCCCGAGCCCGCCAUCCACUGGAUCUCCCCAGACGGCAAGCUGGUGUCCAACUCGUCCCGGACUCUGGUCUACAGCAACGGCACCCUGGACAUCCUGAUCAGCACGGUGAAGGACACAGGCUCGUUCACCUGCAUCUCGUCGAACCCGGCCGGCGAGGCGCACCAAACGGUGGAGCUGGUCAUCAUCAAGCUGCCCCACAUAACUAACAGCACCAACAACAUCCAAGAGCCGGACCCUGGCUCCUCUGACAUAUCCACCUCUACGAAGUCUGGAGCAAAUGGGAGCAACCACACAGCGGAUACAAAGACCAGCCCAGACAAGAGAGUGGUGAUCGCAGAGGCAACAUCUUCCACUGCCCUCAUUAAGUUCAACUUCCAGAGGAAUAUUCCCGGCAUCCGCAUGUUCCAGAUUCAAUACAAUGGCACUUAUGAUGACUCUCUUGUUUACAGAAUGAUCCCGCCUACAAGCAAAAACUUCCUGGUGAAUAACCUGGCGGCAGGAACACUUUAUGACCUGUGCGUUUUAGCCAUCUACGAUGACGGAAUCACCUCGCUCACGGCGACCAGGGUGGUGGGCUGUGUCCAGUUCACCACUGAGUCAGAGUACCUUCGCUGCCACUUUAUGCAGUCCCAGUUCCUAGGGGGCACCAUGAUCAUCAUCAUCGGGGGGAUCAUAGUGGCCUCCGUCCUGGUCUUCAUCAUCAUCCUGAUGAUCCGCUACAAAGUGUGCAACAAUGGUGACCCCGGCAAGGGCACGAUGGUCACCAACGUCCACUCCCAGACCAACGGGGCACAGUCGCAAGGGUGCUCUGUCACACCAUCCGUGUCCAAGCAGGCAAUGGGGCAUGAGGGCGACACUUGUCACAAGGCGGCGGCGGCGGCCCCCGACACGGUGACGCACUCUUCCGAAACCUCCCUCCCGGACUGCUCCACUGCUACCUCCAUGGUGAGCCAGAGCUGGACCCCCGGCUCCUCCGGUUCUCUGAAGCCAAAGCGCAAGGCCGCGCCAAAGCCCUUCGUGGAGUCCAAAAUCGAGGCUGUGCCCAGUGCGGAGACGCAGAACACGAACCGGAAUAACUCCACGGCCCUGCAGCAGCCCGCACCGCCGCCCCCGGCCCGCAUCAAGGAGACGCCAAUCUUCAGAAGAGCACACCCCAGGUCCACCCCUAAAUACCUGACCCUGCCUAUAGAGGGAGUUAAGGCCAAACGCAGGUACUCUCUAAAUGAAGACUUGUCCAAGUAUCACUGCUACAUUGGCUCCCAAAGGCUGGGCAGCCUGUGGUCCAAGAGGAGUCUCUCCAUGAAUGGGAUGUUGCUCCAGCUGGAAGGCUCUGAUAUAGAUGGUGGGAAAGUAAAAUUUUCAAGUUCUGAGUGGAUACUGGAAAGCACUGUGUGACUGUGGUCUUUGCAACAUUUUAUUUUCUUUUCUCCCAAAUCCUUUUAGCUUUUUUGGUUUAAGAUGGCCAAAAGUGGGUGGAUGCUUGCCUUGUAGGAAUUUGGAAUGCCAUCUCUGUGUCCCCUGAAGAUGGGCCUUUCCAGCAGGGCUUUGAGUCAACAGCAUUGUUGCCUGUGCAACAGUGAUCACCUUCAUACAAAUAAUAAAGAAACAAAGCAACAAUAAACUCCCACCUAUACUUAAUUAUAAUGUAUCAUGGCAAGAAUAAAGUAUUGGUGCCUUCCUUUGCAUAUAAAUUGGCCUCUUAUAAUGACCAGUUGGAAGCACCAACAGAAACCAUACUCCCUGACCGGGAUGUGGGGUGGGGAGGAAUGGAAAAGAUUUCACAAAAAAGCCUUUUUACAAUGGAAAUAACAUUUCCUGCAUAUUAUAGAGACAAAAAAAUAAAAA
This is a messenger RNA of Megalops cyprinoides (Indo-Pacific tarpon), 3307 nucleotides long. RefSeq names its product leucine rich repeat and fibronectin type III domain containing 5a (gene lrfn5a). Bases 524 to 2857 code for a protein of 777 amino acids. Lineage: Eukaryota; Metazoa; Chordata; Actinopteri; Elopiformes; Megalopidae. The transcript has 3 exons. The record is from RefSeq and is a predicted model, not a curated record. Gene Ontology annotation, molecular function: protein binding.